Messenger RNA from Fukomys damarensis (Damara mole-rat), 864 nucleotides. Its product is annotated as GREB1-like protein. The annotation marks the transcript as partial. Gene Ontology annotation, biological process: multicellular organism development; kidney development. Lineage: Eukaryota; Metazoa; Chordata; Mammalia; Rodentia; Bathyergidae. The record is from RefSeq and is a predicted model, not a curated record. The transcript has 3 exons.
UUCUGCAAAGCAGCCGCCAUCUGAUCAGAUGCACACUUGAGGAUCUGAGGAAUCCUUACUGUAGGACUCCACCCACUCCUUAACCCAGCAUGGACUACACAGCAAGACCUAGGCAAAGAAAAAACAUGAUUCUGAGGGAUCUCUUGGGGGUCUUAGGAAACAUGUUCUUCUAAUUGACGCACGGCAUCUAACUGUACCGAAGGCACUGCUUGGAUGGUUGUAGCUGGCUUUAUGGGACUGGGCUGAGUCCUUCACUGAGGUUUCCCCAAAUCUCAAGUGUGAGGUUGCUCAAAGGGCAGCAGCACCGCAGAAAGCCAUGUCCACCCCGCCUGAGUCCUUAGUAGCCCCCUCCUGUCCUACAGAUGCUGCCAGUGGGAGCAGCAGCCAUGGAGGGAAGACAGCCGCAUCCAUCUUCACCCCGGCCCGCCCAGGGAGCUACUCCUUGUCACCACGACCUAGUUAUGCGGCUGUAGACCAAGCUGCCAUCUUCACUUGCGGACCACCAAAGAAAAGACACCGGGGAUGGUAUCCUGGGUCACCUGUCCCCCAACCUGGUUUAGUUGUACCUGUUCCUACAAUUCGCCCCCUUUCAAGAACUGAGCCCCUUUUAUCUGCCCCAGUUCCACAGACCCCAUUAACUGGAAUUUUACAACCUCGGCCCAUUCCUGCAGGGGAAACUGUAAUGGUUCCUGAAAACCUGCUGAGUAACUCAGGAGUUAGACCAGUAAUUUUGAUCGGUAAGGCAAGGGAACACCAAGGUGCCUGUGUUCUCUGGAAUCUGGGAAUGUUUCUCCACGUCAUUGUGGCUUUCCUCACACAUUCAUGCAUGUAUUCGUUUGAUUCCUCGAGCUUUUAUCAGUCAGC